CCUCUCGGGUCAUAGCAACCCAACCCAAACCCUAGCAGCAACCCAAUCCCCCUCUCCCCGAGAACACACCCGCCGCCGCCUGUCUCUCCCCGAUCCAGACCUCUCCGUCGCCGCCCAAACCCAAUCCCCAACCCCGAGCCGCUCUCCUGAGUGCGUCGAGCCGCCGCAACCGCUGCUGCAUGCCGCUCUCCUGAGUGCGCCGACCCGCCGCCGCGCCCCUGCUUUGUCCAUCUGCAUCGCCCGCAUCACCCAAGCCCUCCUCCAAAUCUCUCGUCCUCCCUCUCAAUCUCCUCCUCCCUCUCAAUCUCGGCAUCCCACCCAUGGCGCUCCGCGCGCUGGACAACGCGUUGCCGGCCGCCGUGGCGGACCAGCGCCCCAAGAAGGCCGCCAAGCUGCUCUCCACGGCGCCUACCGUCGCCGUCGCCCGCUCCCCCACCGGGAGUGGAGCCGACCGUGGAGUACGUCCGGUCCGUGGACCUGCUGCCCGUCCUCGGCCCCAAAGCCCGGCCGCCGGCCUCGUCGCCGGGCUCGACUCCAGGGACUGGGUCAUGGUCUGCGAGGCCCUCAACGACGCGCGCCGCCUCGCCAUCCACCACCCCGCCCUCCUCGCCCCCAUCCUGGAGAAGGUGGUGCUGGGGAUCUUGAAGACGGUGAAGAACCCGCGCAGCGCCGUUCUCAAGACCUUCGUGAUGGCGUGCACGGACGUCAUCGCGGCCUUCGGCAACCUCUGGUUGAGCAGCAGCUGUAGCAGCAGCUUGUCCAAGCCGAUGCGUGCCAUGGCCACCUCCAUGCCGCCCUGCCGAUGCACAGCCAGCGCCAUGAAGACUGCAACGCCACUAGCGCAAGACCUGCAGCUGGCCUAGUCUUGUUUUUACUCUUGGUUUUGCCUCACGGGAUGCACGCUUAAUUUGCUUGGGCAGCGAUUAGUUCAGUUGAUGACUUGUACCUGCUAAUCACCAAUGUAGAUUCAGAACACAUCAUACAAUCAUAGUAAGUAAAGUAAGCAGCUCAUAUCUUAAGAUACACAUACACAUAUCUCUUGUUUAUAUACAGACCAAUGUGUACACGUGACGCAGCUUUUAAUUGCUACACCUUGGCUUAACACAUCGACUGCUUACAUUACAUUACAUAGCUGAUCAGAUGAUUAAUGGCCUGAAUCAUUGGUUGAGUUUAGGUCAAAAGCAUCUGUAUGCCAAUAGUUUUGAUGUUGUUUUGUGCCAUAUACUUCAGGGAACAGUUAACUCAUUAAUUAAGAUGCCGACGUACUAUCAACCAGAUCUGUUCACACACAUACUUUAGUAACCAGCUCCAUUAAUCAUCUGAUCAGCUAUGUAAACUAAUCACUGAACCUGGAAAUUAUGCGCUUUGAUAGAACACGGAAACUAAUCAAAUGCAGAAGAGUAGUUUUAGUUUGAAGAAGUUUACUUUUGUCAAAUUGUUAGUUUAAUUUUUCUCAGGUACUAUUGAGUUCAGUUUGAAAUGUCGCAACUUCAGAAUUCUGGGAACUUUCCAUAAAGUUUGCAUCAGUUUAGUGGGUUCACCUAUAUUAUGUUGUUGGAAGCUAGUUCAUGAUGAAUUGAUUUAACUCUCUACUGGAAUAUUAGUGUUUUUUUUUUGCAUGAGGAAUAUAGUGUAUUAGAUGAUGUAAAUUUGUUUAGGUUCAGACCUAUGCUUCCUCCAUUGUUUUGUAGAGUUGGCCAAUUUUAGAUGCUGCAUAAUAACCUUUAAGGCUAUGGCCAAUUUUAGAUGCUGCAUAAUAAUCUUUGUACUGCAUAAUAAAAAAUUGCAGUACCAAAGAUGAAUGGUCGAUUAGUUUUAGCUUCAAGCCAUUUUAGUAUAUUCUUUGUACAUGUGGCCUGUGGCUAUAACUAGUUUGCUGUAGUUCAUCCGUGAUGUCCAGUAGCUAUGAGAUCCAUGGGAUGCCGAUCAUUCGAGCCACGUAACUUAUUCAGCUUUCACUCUACAAUCUUGCUAAUUUAAAGUCAGUGGGGGGCUUUCCCCCACUGUCCAUAGUUCCUUAAAAAACUUAUUCAGCUUUGGUCAUCCUCAUUUGCUAUGCUAGGUAUAAUGUGAACUCUCUUCUGAAUUUGAUUUGUUCCAGUUUGACUUUCCUAAGUUUCUUUUCUUGUUAGCAGAGCUUACACUAUCUUUCUAUACGUGCCGCCAGAUUCGAGGGUGGAGCCCGAGCCUCCACUGGAGCAUGGAUCAGCCGUGCAGGAGGUGGAGCUCCGCAUGGAUCACGACUUGGUCGUCGUGGGGGCCUGGACCAUCAAGCUCGCGGGCGAGAUGGACGGCCUCGGCAACGGAGGCGCGCGUGAGAUCCUGGGGUUGACCAAUCCACGGGGCGCCAGAUCUUCCCUCGGGGUCGCCUGAUCUGGGUACAACUACAGUUGCAGAAUCAUCCAGCCAAAUUUUGGGAGGAUGGCAUAAAAGAUUACAUAACCCAUGCUUUUGAAAUCAUGGUAUUCUAUUUAUGCUCCAUCCCGAAAUCUAUUGUGCGCUGCUAAGUCCAUGAGGCGAAGCGCUCACUGCUUGACCAUUUCUUUACUGAACUGGGAGUGACCAUUUCUUUACUGAACUGGGAGCAACAGAGGCAAGAUAUUCGAAACAAGUUGAAGUCCUUUCGAUUCUUGAUUUCUAGCAUACACAUGCAACCUGAUUGGUGAUGUUACUGUAGAUAUGAUAAGCUCAAGUGUGAAGUGUGAAACAAGUGUGAAGCCGUGAAGUCCUACCACUACUAGGAAAACGGUUUUUAACGACGACAUAUGUGGCCGUUAAAGGUCGGAUUGUGGUCGUUAAAGGUCAUUAACAACCACAACCUGCUGGUCGUAGUAGGCUCCGUCGUUAAAAGUAUAACGACCACAUACCUUCUGAAAAAAUGUCUUUUUGCUUUGUAUCCGUAAAAAAGACAAAUUUCAGUGUUUCUAAAUAGUGUUUUACGACACAAUUUUUUGUCUUGUUUGCACAGGCCACAAAAAGAGUUAUUUUACUGUGAAACUUUAUGGACACACAUAGAAUAUGAAGACGUACCGGUGCAACCUUUUUCAGACUUUUUAACAUUCAGAAAUGUGUUUUUUGAAGUGGGUUCAUAUGUACCCGGUUCAUCCAUGCACUUUCCAUCUCGGAGGGCUCCAAACAGUUUAGAUCUUUUAGUAUCAAUGUGUGAAACUAGACAGUACUCUCGGAGUACUAACUGGUCUGUCAAUCAUCAUAUUGGCUAGCUUUUUCUCAGUGGUGCUCUCACUUCUUUUCCUGCAGAUCUGUGGUUGCACGCGUGCUCUGUCUCAGAAAGGAGGAUGUGAAGACUCUGCAAGUAGAGCUGCAUAGAACAACAGAGCAAUGCCAUGCAGGGUGGUCAAAAUGUCAAGCCAAGUUUGGCAUUAGCACUGCACAGCAUAUGUUGUGCUAUCUAUAGAAGAAUUGGUGCAGAAAAAAGAUUAGGCCUUAGUGCCAUGAUGGGGCCGUGUGCUAAAUUAUUGCAGAGAAGCUUGAUUAAUGAUGAGGUUGAUGCUAUGCCUACCUAGAUCACAUAUAUUUAUAAAUUGUUAUUUGCCUUGUUCAUGAUAGCAGAGCUGCUGGCUUGUAGGGUGAUAGCAAAUCAAAUCUGGAUAGAUCUUUGGUGGUGCUGAAUUAGUACAUAUGACAAAAUUUGUCUAGUCUGGAUGUCUGAAUCUGCCUACAAAAUUAUGGCAAAAUCUGUCUAAUCUGCGUGUCUGAAUCUCGCCAGGUCGGCCAUGUACUUGGUUACUUUACCUUAUGCCUAAUGAAAUAGUAGAUCAGUAUUCUAAUAA
This is a messenger RNA of Aegilops tauschii subsp. strangulata, 3791 nucleotides long. The record is from RefSeq and is a predicted model, not a curated record. NCBI's taxonomy places the organism in Eukaryota, Viridiplantae, Streptophyta, Magnoliopsida, Poales, Poaceae.